UCUUAAUGUCAUCAUUCCGUUAAUAGAAAUCAUUUAACUCUGAAUAUUACACUAUGCUCAAUGGAUAAGAAUAAAGUUUCUUUAAAGAAGAAAUGGAUGGCUAGGAAUUGACGAAAUUAAUUUUAAACAUAGCUCAACUAGUUGAAUACUAUGAUUUAAGAAAAGAUCCAAUAAAGGAUUAUUUUUUAGAGAAAAUGUAAUACAUUCUAUCCAGACCAUUUACUUUAUGUAAUUUAAAAAAGAAAGAUGAUGAAAAUACAAUAAAUAAAGAAAUGAAAAAAUCUCGUCACUCUCAUUUUUCCUAAAAUGUUUAAAAGUUGGAAAUGUAAUCCCUGUUACAAAGCAACUCAGAGGAAAAUGAAGGAACAAUAAAAUUAUUAUAAUAAGUAUACAGUUUAUCAAUAAUAAUAGGAUUACGAAAAAUAACUAAUAGAGUAAACAUUGUUAGUUUAAUAAGACUUUAAAUCUCAAAUGGGAAAUCUAAAAAGUAAAUUGAUGCAUCGAAAAAAUAAAAGUUUAUUUUGUCAUUCUACCAAAAUGAAUAAUUAAGAGGAUUAGAAUAGGAAUAAAAAUAGAUAAAAGACAUGUUAAAGUAGUAUUUCAUAAAAUUCUGAAAAUUAGCAUCAUAAUUCUAGUGUAAUAUGUUGA
Messenger RNA from Paramecium sonneborni, 648 nucleotides. Lineage: Eukaryota; Ciliophora; Oligohymenophorea; Peniculida; Parameciidae. The record is from the annotation of a GenBank genome assembly.